AUGCGCUUAGUUGGGCUCCUUCUUGCAGUGCUGGGAGGAACGCCGGCAUUUUGCAAGCCGUACGAGGCCUUUGGUGCUUCCAAUCAGUAUCCUCCCGUUGCUUCUGCUGGCACACAAUUUUCAUUUCAGCUAUCCAACGACACUUUCAAGUCUACCGUCGAUGACGGUGUUCAAAUUCAAUAUGAAGCGUUCGAACUACCAUCGUGGCUCGAGUUCGACUCACAAUCGCGCGUUCUUUCGGGAACGCCAUCGGAGUCGGAUGUGAGUAACAACUCCCAGAGCACGCAAAUUUCUUAUACUCUACAAGGUACUGAUCCUUCCGAUCAGUCUAGCCUCAACAAGACGUAUCAACUGGUGCUUUCCAGCGAAAAUCAGCCAGAGGUCUCGUCGAGCUUCAAUUUGCUCAGCUUGCUGAAAAAUAGUGGGUAUACCAAUGGAAAGAAUGCGUUAAAGCUUGCACCAGGUCAGGUUUUCAACAUUACUUUCGAUAGAGAUACGUUCGAAAAUUCAGACGCAGCUACAAAAUAUUACGGGCGGUCCGCCAUGUAUCAUGCGCCAUUGCCUCCGUGGGUCUUUUUCGAUGAAGCAAAUUUGAAGUUCAGCGGGACUGCACCAGUGGUAAAUUCUGAAAUAGCGCCCGAGUUUUCUUAUUCCUUCUCACUGCUGGCUUCUAGUAUUGAAGACUAUACUUCGGCAGAGGUAAACUUUGAUAUAGUGGUGGGAGGUCACCAAUUUACGACCUCUAUUCAAAACACUAUAGCGGUCAACGUUUCAUCAUCCGGAUCCUUCAACUAUCCUUUACCAAUGAGCUACGUUUAUCUCGACAACACUCCCGUUUCUUCUGCGAACAUUAGCUCAACGGCGCUGCUGGGCAGCAAUGACUGGGCUUCUGUGUCAAACGCAACACUGUCAGGUACUUUACCGAAAGGAAAGAGUAGUCAAAAUUUGACCGUUGCCAUUUAUGACACCUUCGGCGAUUCCAUUUACUUGAACUUUUUAGUCGAGUCUACUCACCAGCUAUUUGCAGUAUCGUCACUACCUAAUGUCAACGCGACACAGGGCGAAUGGUUUCAAAGCCAGCUUCUGCCUUCACAGUUCACUGACUACGACAAUACAAACGUAUCUUUGAAUUUUGGGAACACCUCACAGUCAACCUCUUGGCUAUCAUAUCGUGACAGUAAUAUGACUCUGUCGGGUUUAGUUCCAGACAAUUUUGAAGGGUUGGCCGUUGAGGUGGUCGCCAAACAAGAUCAACAGUCGCAGAAGCUAUCUUUCAAAUUAGCAGCGGUCCAUGCCAAGCAUACUUCAUCUUCUGCGUCCGGUACUUCGUCGUCUCUUUCUACAGCAACAGCGACUUCAUCUGGGACGUCCAGCAGUGCACAAUCAAUCUCUCCAGGCGCAACAUCUUCUACUUCGCCAGGUCUAUCAUCCAAAGUGAGCUCCAAAAAGAAUCACACAACGGCAAUUGCAUGCGGUGUGGCUAUUCCUCUCGCCGUAAUUCUCGCCCUCUUAAUUUUGUUCCUUCUUUUCUGGAGACGGAGAAAGAACAAAAGUGCAGCAGCAGCAGACAGAGAAAAAUCACCACAAAUCAGCAAUCCAAAACUUGGAAAUCCAGCAAAUGACCCUGCAUUUUAUGGUGGACCAUCGCCAUUCGAUGACGAGAGUUCACUCGAAGACACCUCUUCGGCAAGAAGACUCGCCGCUUUGAAUGCUAUUAAUUUGGAUGAACAAGCAAGCUCUGGAUCUGACGCUUCCACGCUGGAUGAAAAAGCCGCGUCCAGCGCCACCAACUCGUCUGCAGCUGACCUUUAUCACGAUGCCAUGCAGGUUGGAAGUACAGAUGCUCUUUUGGGUGUACAGGAAAACGACCAGUACUUCGACUCUAAUAAGCAUUCGUCGUCUGUUUAUCUCAACAGUGAGCCCACAAACCGCAAGUCUUGGAGAUUUUCAACGAGAACAACGGAACCGCAACCUAAUGUUCGGGAAAGCUACAAUUCUUUGAACACAGUCAGCACAUCCGAACUUCUCAACACACAUAUUGCAAGUGACAAAACGCUGCCGAAGGACCCACGAAAGUCAUCUUUAGGACUUCGAGACUCUGUAUUUUUCGGGGCGGGCGGAACGAGCACCGACAAGAAGACAGCAAUGCAUUCAGACAGUCCACAGAAAUCUACUAAUGCGUUAAGAAAUCAGCUAUCGGGAGACCGAGUGCUGCCUAAUUUAGAGGAAUCACCUCAUGACCGAGACUCAUCAGCUUCUCAUUUGACGAGUAGCAGCUCAGAUGAUAUAAUACCUGUCAAGCAAGGCGAUAACUACAAGUGGGUCGAACGUGAUGAAAGCGGGACCGAAGCACCACAUAGGAAAAGAAGUGUCAAGAGACUGGUUAACCUUCCAAACAGAAGCGGUGUGAACGUCUGGGACGCAAAUGACAUUGAGGGACACGUUCCAGAGCUGGACAUCUCGAUCGAGUCAAACAUUUAA
Molecule: messenger RNA, 2481 nt
Organism: Lachancea sp. 'fantastica'
Lineage: Eukaryota; Fungi; Ascomycota; Saccharomycetes; Saccharomycetales; Saccharomycetaceae
Source: the annotation of a GenBank genome assembly